AUGACUAUCGAGACGCUGAAGGCGCGCAUCCUGCGCGUCCUCAGAUCGUCCCUCCCCGCUGCCCCUGCCGCCGCAUCGGCAUCCCUGCCGCCGUCGCCGACCAAGCCCGGCCGCGUCGUGCUCCACUCCACCGACGGACUAUCCGACGAUGCGUCCUUCUUCGACGCCCAGGAGACCCCCGCCAAGAUUAACCUCCCCGCUGAGCCCAUCGACGACGACUGGGAGCUCGUUGACCAGGACGGCUACGACCGGGACUCCCUUGCCUCGGGGCCGGCGCCGGCGUCUGAUCCCGACGGCAUGCUCCGGGAUUUCCCGGCCAGGUGCCCACCCGGCGGCGACGAAGCCGUGGUGCUCUAUACCACCACGCUCCGGGGCAUCCGCAAGACGUUCGAAGACUGUAACGACGUGCGCGCUCUGCUGGAUAACCUCGCCGUGGCGUUUCAGGAGCGCGACGUGUCCAUGGACCGGGGUCUCCGGGAGCAGCUCUGGGCUGCCACCGGCGAAAAGGCCGUGCCCCCGCGGCUCUUCGUCCGCGGCCACGACCUCGGGGGCGCCGCCCAGGUGCUCGCACUCCACGAGGACGGUCGCCUUACCUCCCUCAUCCAGCUGCCGUCACUUUCGCCCCCGGAGGCGGCGGUCAGCAGCAACAAGAAGAGGGAGAAGUGCGAGGCGUGCGGGGGGCUGAGGUUCGUGGUAUGCGGUGAGUGCGAUGGCAGCCGGAAGUUGUUCGACGGCGAGCGCGGUGGUGUCCGGUGCCACGGAUGCAACGAGAACGGACUCGUCAUGUGCACACUUUGCUUGUACCCGAGCUGA
Triticum turgidum subsp. durum (durum wheat) is the source of this 813-nucleotide messenger RNA. Lineage: Eukaryota; Viridiplantae; Streptophyta; Magnoliopsida; Poales; Poaceae. The record is from the annotation of a GenBank genome assembly.